AUGCAAAGCAUCUAUAAAGAGCAUAUUGGAGGGAAAGUCUAUUUACUUCUAUUCGAUUACUUUUUUCUCACAGGAUAUACAAAGGAAACGAGCAGUAUUGUAGUUGUAGGGCUUAACUUCCGAUCGGCUCCAAUUGAGAUACGUGAGAAGCUCUCUAUACAAGAAGCUCAAUGGCCCCAAGCAAUUGGUGAACUGUGUGCUCUUAAUCAUAUAGAGGAAGCUUCUGUUCUUAGCACUCGCAACCGGAUGGAAAUAUACGUUGUGGCUUUGUCACAGCAUCGCGGGGUUAAAGAAGUGACUGAAUGGAUGUCAAAGAUUAGUGCUGUUCCUGUUUCGGAGCUUUGUCAGCACCGAUUUUUGCUGUAUAAGAAGGAUGCCACAAAUCACCUAUUUGAAGUAUCUGCUGGGCUAGAUUCCCUUGUCUUAGGAGAAGGUCAAAUUCUUGCACAGGUAAAACAAGUAGUUAAAACUGGACAGGGCAUCUCUGGCUUUGAUCGCAAAAUCAGCGGGCUGUUUAAGCAUGCAAUCACGGUUGGAAAACGUGUGAGAACUGAGACAAGUAUUUCGUCAGGAUCAGUUUUAGUUAGUUCAGCUGCUGUGGAACUUGCUUUAAUGAAAAUUCCACAAUCUUCUCUUGCAACUGCUAGAAUGUUGGUUGUUGGAGCCGGCAAGAUGGGAAAACUUGUAAUUAAACAUUUGGCUGCGAAAGGUUGCACAAAAAAAAUUGUUGUUAAAAGAACCGAGGACAGAGUUUCUGCCAUUCGCAAUGAGCUUGAGAAUGUCGAAAUACUUUACAGGCCUCUCUCCGAAGUGUUAACAUGUGCUGCCGAAGCUGAUGUCGUCUUCACCAGUACUGCUUCAGAAACUCUUCUGUUUUCAAAAGAGCAGGUUCAGGCUCUUCCCCCCUUGAGCCCUAAUAUUGGAGGUAGGAGGCUAUUCAUGGAUAUUUCUGUUCCACGAAAUGUGGGAUCGUGUGUUUCAGAUGUUGAAACUGCACGUGUUUACAGUGUGGAUGAUCUGAAAGAAGUUGUGGAAGCUAACAAAGAGGACAGGUUGCACAAAGCAAUGGAAGCUCAAGCAAUAAUCGAAGAGAAAGUGAAACAAUUUGAAGCCUGGAAAGACUCCCUCGAAACUGUUCCAACCAUCAAGAAGCUUAGGGCAUAUGCAGAAAGAAUUAGGUCAUCUGAGUUCGACAAGUGUUUGUCUAAGAUUGGCGAUGAUAUUCCGAAGAACAAAAAGAAAGCCAUAUAUGAUCUUGGUACAGGAAUAGUGAACAAACUGCUUCACGGUCCAAUGCAACAUCUACGAUGUGAUGGAAACGAGAACAGGUCCCUAAGUGAGAUACUCGAAAAUAUGCAUGCUCUCAACAGAAUUUUCCGUCCCGACACAAAGUUCUCCAGACUGGAACAGAAGAUACGAGCCAAAAUUGAAGACAGUCAGAAGUGAGCUUCUUGAAUCUACCUUCUCAAUAUCAUAUUGUUAUUUUAUCUAAUUGGAGGAUAAAAUUCCUCCCCCGGAGCUGAUAUUCAUCUGAGUAUUGUCGAGUUCUUU
Olea europaea var. sylvestris is the source of this 1551-nucleotide messenger RNA. RefSeq names its product glutamyl-tRNA reductase 1, chloroplastic-like. The record is from RefSeq and is a predicted model, not a curated record. Gene Ontology annotation, biological process: tetrapyrrole biosynthetic process. The coding region runs from base 1 to 1446 and encodes 481 amino acids. The transcript has 3 exons. NCBI's taxonomy places the organism in Eukaryota, Viridiplantae, Streptophyta, Magnoliopsida, Lamiales, Oleaceae. Gene Ontology annotation, molecular function: NADP binding; glutamyl-tRNA reductase (NADP+) activity.